Cantharellus anzutake is the source of this 1014-nucleotide messenger RNA. RefSeq lists its product as uncharacterized. The transcript is spliced from 4 exons. NCBI's taxonomy places the organism in Eukaryota, Fungi, Basidiomycota, Agaricomycetes, Cantharellales, Hydnaceae. The record is from RefSeq and is a predicted model, not a curated record. The coding region runs from base 1 to 1014 and encodes 337 amino acids.
AUGGGACCCGCCGGUGAAGCGGAUGACACUGAGCAAACACAGGAGCCAUUCUCGUCUUCCGAGGAUGAGGCACCUGCCGACCCAGAUUCGGACAUACCUGAUGAGUUGCAAGUCAUCCUCUCAAGCAGCUGUUCUACCCGAUCAUUGGAUGAUACGCUUUCUAUCCCUCAGCCCCCUGAGUCGCCUUUGUCCGAUCACUUGUCUCUACCAGUUACAACAUCGGACUCGAACUCCUCUCCUGGUUCAUUACCAGGCCCUCAUAUGCGUGAGGACGACACUGGCAAGAAGAGCUUCGACUUCACCGGUGAACUUAACCGUCUGAAUCAAGGUGGUGUGCGACUCAGCUUCGUAGAGCAGUUGGAAGAGGCUUUCAAGACACCGCAAGUAUUCCUUUCUGAUUCUGGCUCUGCGUCAGAGUCGCGCGCAAUUUCCCCUGUCUCACUGGACUGGGAGCUCCCCGUGGAACCUAAGGCCAACCUCAAUCGAACUGGGGAGCUGAAUGGAGGCUUCCAGUUUGGCAAGCCAACAACGCCGUUAAACAUCGCCGUUCCCCCAAUGAAGGGACUUCACUCUCGCACAAACACUGAGACGAGUAACUUAAGUGCUCGCGAAAUUGAGCUUCUCGAAGAUUUGGAUGCUUCAAUGGAGCGCUGUAUCUCAUUGGAAUCUGAUACGGAGUCCAAGCGGGAGGCUAGAUUCUCAGUCACAUACUGUGCCUCAUCCCAUAGCGGCCACAGUCGUGGAGAAUCCGUAAUGAGCAUUUCAUCUCUUGGAUCCAUUAUCGAUUCAGGUGUAUCUGAUCCGUUCGGAUACUGGGAUGAAAUAGCUGGUCCUCAAAUCCCAUUGCCCCCUGCUCCGUCGUUAGGUCAUUCCCACAGCGACUCACUAGCAAGCAUCCCUUCAAUGUCCAGUCUCGGCCGAAUCAUCAAGCCUGCAGACGCAAUCCCUUCAGCUACACGACCACUGAUAACGGUCAUUCGCGAAGCAUCUCUCAAGCUACCGACUUCUCUCUGA